AAAAAUAUCUGGAAAUGUUUAGGAAUUCUCGGUGAGAUGUCUAAACCGUUGUCUUGGGGAAUGCCAAGUGAUAAAGUUUGCGAAAAAUUGAAGAAAAAAGACAAACAGAUUUGUGAGCUGACCUACGAGAAGCAGAUUGACUUCAGCACUGUAGAUUUAAAGAAACUGAAGGUGAAAGACCUGAAGAAGAUCCUGAACGACUGGGACGAGAACUGCGACGGUUGUCUCGAGAAAGCAGAUUUUAUCAAGAAAAUCGAGGAAGUGAAACCUAAAUAUGUCCGGACCGAGUUGUAGAAUCUGAUCAAGAUGAGUCAGGAUUGAUCAAGUUGCUCUUAUUUAACUACAAUCUCAGAAUCUAGUGAAAAAAUAAACAAUACCAUAGAAGAAAAUUUUACGACGUUUUUUCUUCAUUUCUGCAUAUAAACUAUUCCAUCUAACGUCGCCUCUAUUCAUAUCCUGCAGGCAUAACACCCCUUUGCAGUCUGCAUCCCUCAUCACUCUAUUUCAACCAAAUAAAAUAUAAAUCAUAGACUGAAACUAUUCAGUGAGCAAUCAAGCCCAGUACGCACAACUUGUUUGCUGUGUAAGAUCAAGAUGCGUCAAUGAGAAUAAAAUUACUACAGAACUAUCCCUAAAAGCUGUGAUGUUUUUAAUUUAAGAAUUAAACUAAAAUACUUUCUUAGGUUGGACCGAUAUUUUGUAUAGAAAUCUUCAUCAUUCAUUUUGGUUGAUUUUUCAGUCAUCAUUCUUAUUUAUGUAAUUGUUUGUUUUCUUUAGGAUAAAAAUAAAUAUUGUUUUUAA
Eurytemora carolleeae is the source of this 801-nucleotide messenger RNA. It is a transcript of the gene Manf, whose product is annotated as mesencephalic astrocyte-derived neurotrophic factor homolog. The transcript has 3 exons. Gene Ontology annotation, cellular component: endoplasmic reticulum. Gene Ontology annotation, molecular function: calcium ion binding. The coding region runs from base 37 to 294 and encodes 85 amino acids. Lineage: Eukaryota; Metazoa; Arthropoda; Copepoda; Calanoida; Temoridae. Gene Ontology annotation, biological process: dopaminergic neuron differentiation; neuron projection development. The record is from RefSeq and is a predicted model, not a curated record.